GCCCAAGCCUCCCCCACAUAUAUGUAUAUAGAUAUCUGUAUAUAUGUAUGUAUCUAUGUAUAUUUAUGUUAGAUGUACAUAUAUUUUUAGAUGUUAUACACAAUUCCCUUUUUAUACUUACUUCAAAGCCCAUAUAAAUUCUCCCGGUUUGCCAAACUAAAAGCUCAGUUUAUUUUCAUCGCUCUGGCGAAUGGUUUGCGCGUUUAUUGUUCUUUUCAAAAAAUUAAAUUGCAACUCAUAUAAAAACACAAACUUAACAGCUUCCACGUUCGAUGUUGCUCUACGUAAUCAUUACCGGUCUGGCUUUUAUUGCCGCCUGGCUCUAUAAGCUCAAUCGAGAUUAUUGUGUAAUGGCAUUUUUUGCAAAACGCUUAAAAACAGUAGACGGCACGCCGCUGGAGAAUAUUGUACCUCAGGCGAAGGCAGAGACAAUAUUCGCAAAUGUUUUCGAUUGUUUUGGUGCUGAUAAUGUGGCACUAUUCGAGAACAGUCGCAUUUCGGCUACAACUUUGAGAAAAAGUUAUGUAGAAUAUGGUUUAUUUACGACUUUUUAUAACAUAAUCACCGCCGAAGAUGCUGAACUACUGCUGAAUGAUAAGAAUUUAAUUACCAAAGGCAUAGCAUACUAUUUCUUGGAGCCAUUUUUGCACACAGGCUUGCUAACAUCAACAGAUAAAAAAUGGCAAACGCGCAGAAAAUUAUUAACACCUGCAUUCCAUUUUAAUAUACUUGGACAGUUUGAGGAGGUUUUCAAAGAGGAAAGUCAAAAAUUCGUCGACCAGCUAAAUAGCAUUGAUACAAACUCAAUCACUUUAAAUGAAAUCAUACCGAAAUUCACAUUAAAUAGCGUUUGUGAGGCCGCCUUGGGCGUCAAACUGGAUGAACAACUGGAUGACCAGCAAUAUCGUGCGAGUUUCAAAAUGAUCGAAGAAGCAUUUAUCGCACGCAUCAGAAAUCCAUUCUAUAUGAUCGAUACCAUAUAUAACGUAUUCAUGGCGCCGAAAAUGGAAAAACAUUUGAAAACUGUACAUGGAUUCUCCAGCAAUAUUAUUCAUAAGCGGCGUCAGCUAUUUGCGGCGGAGUUGGAACAUAAUGCGACAAAGGAAGCAAAUGAAAUGGAUUUUGGCAAAAAGAAACGCUACGCCAUGUUGGAUACACUCUUGCACGCCGAGCGCAAUGAACUAAUCGAUCAUGCAGGCAUCUGUGAGGAGGUGGACACAUUUAUGUUUGAGGGAUUCGACACCACAUCGAUGGCGCUAAUAUUUACACUAAUGAAUCUAUCGCUGUUUCCUAAAAUGCAGGAGCAAUGCUAUCAAGAAAUACUCGAAUAUGUCGAUGAUGAUCUUAGUAAUUUAGACGUCAAUCAAUUGGGUAAACUCAAGUACCUGGAGUGUUUCGUGAAGGAGACUCUACGCCUGUAUCCCUCCGUGCCUGGUAUAAUGCGAAAGGCGGUACGCGACACAUAUCUCGCCAAUAAUGUUUUUCUACCCGCGGACACACAAAUCUCCAUACAUAUUUUCGAUAUACAUCGCAAUCCAAAGUACUUUGAUGAACCAAAUAAAUUCGAUCCGCUACGCUUUACACCUGAAAACUCCGAAGGCAGGCAUCCAUAUGCGUAUAUACCCUUUAGCGCUGGUCAGCGAAAUUGCAUAGGCCAAAAAUUUGCUAUGCUGGAGAUGAAAACAUUAUUAGUUUUUAUAUUAAGGAAGUUCAAAGUGUUGGCGUUAAUGGAUCCAAAGGACCUGCAAUUCGAAACGGGCAUAAUAAUAAGAACACCCAAUGCGGUUAAAGUUGGAUUAGAGAAAAGAUAAAUGUUUAAUGAUUGUAUUUGUGGUCUUUAAAGUGUUUGUAGACGGCAGUUCUACUUUGCCUAAGAAUCAAUAAUGAUAUGAUAAUAAAACAUAAAAC
This is a messenger RNA of Rhagoletis zephyria (snowberry fruit fly), 1908 nucleotides long. RefSeq names its product cytochrome P450 4p1-like. The record is from RefSeq and is a predicted model, not a curated record. Gene Ontology annotation, molecular function: heme binding; iron ion binding; monooxygenase activity. Lineage: Eukaryota; Metazoa; Arthropoda; Insecta; Diptera; Tephritidae.